AUGUUACCCAAUGAGUCUAUACCUCUUGAAUCAAUUACAAACACAGAAAAAGAAUGGAAAGACGAGAUAUCACCUGAAGUCGAAGUAUAUCUUGAUACUAAACCAACUUAUGGAUUAACAGAGCAACAAGUAGCAGAAAGGUUGACAAAAUUUGGUAAAAACGAAUUACAAGAUAAAAAGAAGAGUAAAAUAAAGCAUUUUCUAUCAUUUUUUACUGGCGCUAUUGCUUAUCUCAUGGAAAUAUCGAUUAUUCUAACUGCUGUAACAAAGGACUGGGUGGAUUUUGGUAUCAUCUUAUCCAUGCUAAUUAUUAAUGCUUUGAUUGGCUAUAUUGAAGAAGCCAAAGCGGACUCUGCUGUAGCUGCUCUUAAAACAAGUCUAGCUCUUCAUACCCGUUGUUGGCGCUCAGGACAGUUGAUGGAAAUCAAUGCAGCUGAACUGGUUGUUGGUGAUGUCAUUGUGUUACGUCUGGGCGAUAUUGUGCCUGCAGAUGUGAGAUUGCUGGGGAUAGGUGCCACAGGUGAACAGAUCGAGGGUGAUCUUCAAAUUGAUCAGAGUGCCCUCACAGGAGAAUCACUACCUGUGCGAAAGCGAAAAGGUGAUCUUGUUUAUUCCUCCAGCAUUGUCAAACAGGGGCAGCAAUUAGGUAUCGUAGUUAGGACUGGCUCCAGUACGUUCAUAGGAAGGGCUGCCAACUUGAUUUCUGUUACAACAGACGCUGGUCACUUUCAAAAAGUGGUUAACUAUAUUGGAAACUUUCUGAUCGCUAUCUCAGUUUUACUGGUAACAAUCAUCUUUAUCUAUGACUUGGUAGAGAAAAAGAUAAAGACAGGCGUUGUCACUGGUCCUGAUGUCUUGGACGCUUUAAAGGAAAUGGUUGUGCUUACUAUCGCAGCGAUUCCUGUAGGCUUGCCUACAGUCAUGUCAGUAACAAUGGCUGUUGGAGCAAAGCAGCUAGCAAAGAAAAAGGUUAUCGUUAAAAGACUGACAUCAGUAGAAGAAUUUGCAUCUGUAUCUAUACUCUGCAGCGAUAAAACAGGCACACUCACACUUAACGAGCUCACAUUUGACGAACCUUACUUGGCACCACCAUUCACAAAGAGCGAUCUUUUGCUUCACGCUUAUUUAUCAUCCGAGCCAGCAACCAGUGACCCCAUUGAAUUCGCUGUCCGAAAUGCAGCAGAGCGAAAUCACCCAAUCAUUUCGACACUCGAAGGAAAGUAUGAUGUCCCUGGAUAUCAAGUGAAAUCCUUCAAGCCAUUUGAUCCAGUCGAAAAGAUGUCUCGCGCAGUUGUCCUUGAUAAGACAACGCAAUCGACAUUUAAAGUAGCUAAAGGCGCGCCUCAAGUCAUUCUGGAACUUGUUAACAACAGUGGUUUACGCCCUAUAGUAGAUGCUGAAAAGGUUGUUGUAGAGUUCGCCCAACGAGGCUUACGUGCCUUGGGAGUUGCCCGCACAAAACCAAAGUUGAUCAUGGAUGACAGUGGGGAUGAAUGGGAGUUGAUAGGCAUCUUUAGUUUGAUUGAUCCUCCACGCCAUGAUUCCGCCAUGACUAUACGUGAUUGUUCAGAAUAUGGCAUCUCUGUAAAGAUGAUCACUGGUGAUCAAACAAUCAUCGCAAAAGAAGUCGCUCAAAGACUAAAUAUGGGCCAAAAUAUCCUGGAUGCAAAUUCCCUUGUGGAUAGUGCCAAAUCAGAUACAGAAAUAGCAGAACGGUGUCUUCAUGUAGACGGAUUUGCUCGUGUUGUGCCAGAACACAAGUACAGAGUCGUUGAGUUACUGCAGGAUAAAGGCUAUUUUGUGGCGAUGACAGGAGAUGGUGUCAAUGACGCACCGGCUUUAAAGAAGGCAAACGUUGGUAUCGCUGUACAUGGCAGCACUGACGCGGCUAGAACUGCAGCCGACAUUGUGCUAUUAACACCUGGGCUUUCUCCUAUAGUGGAUGGCAUCAAGACAUCUAGGGCUAUCUUUCAACGUCUUCAGUCCUAUGCGCUUUACCGCAUUUCAUCUACCAUUCACUUUCUCAUUUUCUUUUUUGUCAUCACCUUGGCAGAAGACUGGCAGAUGCCACCUAUCUUCCUUAUUCUAAUUUCAGUACUUAAUGAUGCAGCUACAAUGAUCAUGACCAUAGAUAAUGUAACCAUCUCGAAGCAUCCAAAUACAUGGCGUCUAAGGCUCCUGGUAUUCUUGUCCACCAUUCUAGCUGUGUUUCUUUCGUUUUUCUCAUUUGCUCACUUUUAUAUAUUUCGAGAUGUUAUUAAAGUGACCCCAGGCCAAUUAUCAACCGUGAUGUACCUUCAUAUAUCUGCAGCACCCCAUUUUAUUAUAUUUUCUACUCGUACCGAAUCAUUUUGCUGGAGAAGUCUACCUUCAUGGCCAUUUACAGUGGUUGUCCUAGGAACACAGGUUAUUGCGUUGUUCUUGUCUGUUUAUGGUGCAGUGGGUGAUGCAACUGUAGAGGGUAUUGGAUGGGCAGCAGGCUUAGCCAUUAUUGCAGUUGCUUUGAUUACAUUUAUUUUAGUCGACUUGGUCAAGGUACUGACGAUUCAUCUGUGGAAUAAAAGGCAUGUCGGAAACAAUAUACGGGUAGCAGUAGUUCAAAAGAACGAGCUGAAGCCAUCCCGUGUUCAACGAUUCCAACAGGAACAUAGCGGUUCAUUGAACUGGAGUGAGUCGUCUUGA
This is a messenger RNA of Rhizopus microsporus ATCC 52813, 2682 nucleotides long. RefSeq names its product H(+)-ATPase. Gene Ontology annotation, cellular component: plasma membrane. Lineage: Eukaryota; Fungi; Mucoromycota; Mucoromycetes; Mucorales; Rhizopodaceae. The transcript has 6 exons. Gene Ontology annotation, biological process: regulation of intracellular pH; proton export across plasma membrane. The record is from RefSeq and is a predicted model, not a curated record. Bases 1 to 2682 code for a protein of 893 amino acids. Gene Ontology annotation, molecular function: ATP hydrolysis activity; ATP binding; P-type proton-exporting transporter activity.